AUGACCAGCCACACUCAACCUGGCGGUCCUGGCCGUCUCGAAGACGUCCGCGUCGCCGUGAUAUGCGCGCUGCCCCGCGAAUACGAUGCCGCCAUCUUGACACUCGACGAAAAAUGGAAAGCUGUUGAAAAUACCGGUAUAUUCACAAGAGGAAGCACACAGAAUCAUACGAUAGGCCGGGCUGGAAACCACAUUGUUGUUGUUGUCCUCCUCCUAAACAUGGGGAAGGUCGGCGCGGCGACUGAAACCGCUCGACUCAAACACAUCUACCCUGGACUCGAGCUAGCCUUCUUGACGGGUAUUUGUGGCGGAGUUCCCAGUCCGGGGACUGCCAACGAGAUGUUGCUUGGUGAUGUGGUCAUCAGCAAGAGCAUUGUGCAAUACGACAUUGGUCGUCAGUACCCUGGCCAAUUUGAUCGGAAAGACACCGUCGAAGACAACCUUGGCCGGCCGAACAAAGACAUCCGCACUCUUCUUGUCGUCUUGGAGACCCAGUCCGCUUUGAACGAGCUACAGCAACGUGCCAGACAGAAUUUGGCACACGUCCAACAGGAGGCCGUCAACGCAGGAUACCGAACUUCUUACUCGCGGCCCUCAACUGCAGAAGAUGUGCUUUUCGAGGCGAGUUAUUCUCACCGACAUCGCACUCAGUCGCAAUGCGAUUGCGAUGACUGGGUCAUCUGUGACGAACCGAUUAGUACGUCAUGCGAGGAGCUUCAGAGCGAGGCGAAGCCUCGAGUCCCGGGGAGACACCUCGCAACCACGGGAGGAAGUCAAGCAGAAGAUGUGCUUUCCGAGCCGACUUGUUCUCACAGACACCUUACUCAGUCGCAAUGCGGUUGCAAUGACUGGGUCAUAUGUGACCAGGCGAUUAGUGCGUCAUGCGAGGAGCUUCAGUGUGAGGCGAAGCAUAGAGUCUCGAGAAGACGCCUCGCAACCACGAGCGGAAGUCAAGCAGAAGAUGCAGAAACCCGGAUUCAUAUUGGACGUGUCGGUUCAGGUGACACGGUAAUGAAAUCUGGCGAACACCGGGACAACGUUGCCAAAGCCCACGGCCUCAUCGCCUUCGAGAUGGAGGGAGCGGGUGUCUGGGACGAGAUCCCAUGCAUCGUAGUGAAGGGAGUAUGUGACUACGCCGACAGUCACAAGAACAAAAGGUGGCAAGACUUUGCGGCUGCAAUAGCAGCGGCAACGACGAGGGCGCUCCUCGAACGCUAUCCUACCAAGGAAAACUCCCAGAGGGACGACGCAAACCAUCUCUCGCACUACGUCAUCCCGCUUGCAAAAAACAAGCGCUUCGUCGAACGAACCGAGACAUCUGAACUCAAGCGAAUGCUGUUUGACGAGUCAAACCCAACAGUUGCUCUAGUAGGACUAGGCGGUAUGGGCAAGACGCAGAUCGCCUUGGACAUCGCCUACUGGGUCAAGGAGAACAAGCCCGAGUACUCCGUCUUCUGGGUGCCAGCCGUGACCCUCGCAAGCUUUGAGCAAGCAUACGCCGACAUAGCCAAAGAGCUUGACAAUUCUCUGACAGAAGAGGACAAUGAUGAUAUGAAGUUGUCCGUCAAACAGUUUCUAAGCUCAAAGAGAGCGGGUUAUUGGUUUCUGAUUGUCGACAACGCGGACGACAGCGAGAUCUUGCACGGAUCAUCAGACGACGACGAUGGCCUAAACAGCUAUCUUCCACAGAGCGAGAAUGGCACCACCCUGUUUACGACACGCUUGAGGGACCUGGCGAUGUCGGUUGCAGACGACGCUGUGGUGGACCUCGAUGCGAUGAAUCGAGAUGACGCCAUGAAGCUAUUAGAGAGAUCGCUCCACCAGCAGCGACAGGGCCUCCUUCAGGAUUCCGACUCGACACUGAAGCUCUUGGAUUUCCUCACACAUCUUCCCUUGGCAAUCACGCAAGCCGCUGCGUAUCUGAAUCGGAAUCGCCAUGUGUCUCUCGCCAGAUACCUUCAACUUCUACAGGGUACAGAACAAACCCGCAUGAGUACAUUGAGCAGAGAAUUCGACGACCGGACUCGAUAUCCAAAAUCACGAAACGCCAUUGCAACUACGUGGUUGGUGUCGUUCGACCAAAUCAAGCAAACAGACAGCUACGCCACAGAGUUGUUGUUCUUUAUUUCACUCAUCGAGCCAAAGUCCAUACCACGCUCAAUCUUAUACUGCUCUGGUUCUGAAGAUGACAUGGAGUACGCUAUUGGCACUCUGUGUUCAUAUGCAUUUCUGGUUGCUCAAGAGGAUGCAGAAACUUUUGAUAUGCACAGUCUGGUGCACCUAGCGGCACGUUUCUGGGCAAAACAACAGUCAGUCGAGGAGCAAAUCACAAGAGCUGCUGUCAAGCAUCUUUGCGAGAUUUUCCCACCACAUCACUUUAGUAACCGUACUGUCUGGAGACAUUAUAUGCCACAUGCCCUCAAACUUUGGAGGACAACAACACAAAUUAACGAAUCAGAGGCUCAAGCCGGUCUGUAUCUCAAAGUCGGCCAGUGUCUCUUGCGCGAUGCACGAGUCAAUGAAGCUGUUAAGCUACUAGAACACGUGGUGGAAAUCAGAGCGACACUUGAUGAAUGGCAUCCAGAUCGACUUGAGGCUCAGCACCACCUUGCAAAGGCAUAUCGAUAUGAUGGACAAUUCAACAAAGCUAUCAAGCUACUAGAACACGUAGUGGAACUCAGAGCAACGCUUGAGGAAUGGGAUCCAGAUCGACUUUCGUCUCAGCACCAGCUUGCAACAGCAUAUCACAAUGAUGGAAAAAUCAAGAAAGCCAUCAAGCUACUAGAACACGUAAUGGAAAUCAGAUCAACACUUGAGGAAUGGGAUCAAGAUCGACUCUCGUCUCAGCACCAACUCGCAUUAAUAUAUAGAGAUGAUGGACAAAUCAAGAAAGCUAUCAAGAUGCUAGAGCACGUAACAGAGGUUGAGGCAACAACGCUUGACGAAGGGCACCCAGAUCGACUUGCCUCACAACACGAACUCGCAUUAACAUACCACUCAGUUGGGCGUGUCCAGGAGGCUAUUAAGCUACUAGAGCACGUAGUGGAAGUCAGAGAAACAGUACUUAACAAAGAGCACCUAAAUCGACUUGCCUCGCAACAAGUACUCGCAGUAGCAUACCGCUCAGAUGGGUGUGUCCAAGAGGCCAUUAAGCUACUAGAGCACGUAGUGGAGGUUAAUGCAACAACACUCAACGAGGAGCAUCCAAGGCAACUUAGCGCGCAAUACGAACUUGCAUUAGCAUACCGCUCAGAUGGGCGUGUUCAGGAGGCUAUUAAGCUACUAGAGCACGUAGUAGAGGUCAAGGCAACAACACUUAACAAAGAGCUUCCAAGCCAACUUACCGUGCAAUACGAACUUGCAUUAUCAUACCGCUUAGAUGGGCGUGCCCAGGAGGGUAUUGAGCUACUAGAGCACAUAGUAGAGGUCAGGAUAAAAACACUUGAAGAGGUGGACCAAAAACGACUUACCUCGCAAUACAACCUCGCAUUAGCAUACCGCUCAGAUGGGCGUAUCCAGGAGGCUAUUAAGCUACUAGAGCACAUAGUGGUGGUUGAGGCAACAACACUUAACGAAGAGCACCAAAGUCGACUUGCCUCGCAAUACGAACUCGCAUUCGCAUACCACUUAGAUGGGCGUAUCCAGGAGGCUAUUACGCUACUAGAGCACGUAGUGGAGGUUCAGGCAGCAACACUUGACGAGGGGGACCCGAAUCGACUUGUUUCACAGCAAACACUCGCAACAUGUCUUGCGGAAUUGCCUCCAGGGGCAACUUAG
Molecule: messenger RNA, 3777 nt
Organism: Colletotrichum graminicola M1.001
Lineage: Eukaryota; Fungi; Ascomycota; Sordariomycetes; Glomerellales; Glomerellaceae
Product: phosphorylase superfamily protein
Exons: 2
Coding region: 1-3777 (1258 amino acids)
Biological process (GO): nucleoside metabolic process
Molecular function (GO): ADP binding; protein binding; catalytic activity
Source: RefSeq, a predicted model, not a curated record